UAAAGACGAUCGAGCGAUAACACGAUCGCAAUAAAAUUUCGUAAAAUUAAAAUCAUAAUUUUAGCUGCAAGAAGUCUGCGAAUAUCUAUGUAUUUAUUGAUUCCUACAAAUUGUAUCCCACGUAUGUGUCAUACUACGACGCCUAUUGAUUUUUAAAGGACACAUUCGAUUGGUCUACGUAUGUCCUGGUAUCUAACACGUAUGUGUAUGAAUAAGCAUCCAUGACGACCCCAUUAUGAGUUUAGACCACAACACAGAAAGUGCACUUGAAAUAUUACGAGAAUCACAUAUAUGACAGUUUAUUUGAAACUUUUGAGCCGAGUAGAACGAUUCUAAUUCCGAAUAUCAAAAUUAGCAUAAUGAAGCAUCAGCAAGUUGUGGUUGACUAUUGGACCAUGUUUAAGACAUCGGGAAUGUGCAUACUAUUGGCCAUUUCUGGCUUUAUAUUCCUCAAAAUGGUGCAAACUAUCUUUUGGCUGCCCAAUCAUCUGAAGCGUAAUCAAGAACGACUUGAAGCAAUUGCCAAGCAAUAUGGUAAGGAUAUGGAUGAGGACGAAAGAGCUGAAAUCGAAAAGAUCUUUAAUAGUGAAGGACCCCUCUCCGAGGAUAAAUUAAAUGAAUUGCUGGACAACACAAAAGAGGAACCCAAAAAAGAACAGUAGAAAGCUUAACCAUCUAUUAACUUGUAAAUAUUUAAAGAAUUUUGUUCAGUUUAAAACAAUAUAGAGCAUAUAUAUAUUAUUAAUAUGUAUGUUGAAACAAUAAUUUCUAGUUUUGAUCUCUGAUUACACGUUAGACAUUACACAUUCACGUUAUUAAACAAUUAAUUAAUAUCAAGCAA
Messenger RNA from Drosophila innubila, 841 nucleotides. RefSeq lists its product as uncharacterized. The record is from RefSeq and is a predicted model, not a curated record. The transcript has 2 exons. Bases 360 to 662 code for a protein of 100 amino acids. NCBI's taxonomy places the organism in Eukaryota, Metazoa, Arthropoda, Insecta, Diptera, Drosophilidae.